GCUCAUCAACAUUAAUAUACUAGUAUUCCGCUUACAGAUCUGCAUAAUCUUCUCACAUGCCUUCAGUUGUUAUUUCAAUACGGAACGAUGAGGUUGUUGAUCAUAAUUCUUAUUACAGCAAUUGCAUUUCUCUUCCCUUGCAAAUUCUCAAAUGCUUCGGUAAGUGAUCUACAUGGUGUUGAAACACCUGCCGAUACACAAGAAUCCGCCGUCCGCGAUCUAAUUAUACGCACAAUUGGCGAAGAUGCCUCAAAACAUUUCGUCGUAUAUGUUGAUAAGACAAUGCCACUUAGAAGUUUUCAAAUUAAGAAGACAGAAGCAUCCACGUUAAGUAUAGUUGGUUCGGAUGGCGUUUCAGUGGCAAAAGGUUUUCACCAUUACCUCAAGUACUACUUGCAAAAGCAUAUUGACUGGACCCACACGAAAGUGGAGUUGCAAUUGCCGAUACAGUUACCAAAUGUUACGAUUUUCUCCAAAUCAGCUAGUCGCUUCAUUUAUUAUCAAAAUGUUUGUACAUGGAGCUAUAGUUUUGCAUGGUGGUCUUUUCCGAUCUGGCGCCGACACAUCGAUUGGAUGGCAAUGAUGGGUAUAACUCUAACUUUAGCACCUAUUCAAGAGUACAUUUGGCACGAUAUCUAUGUCGAAAUGGGCCUUACGAAGGAUGAAAUAGAUGAGCAUUUUGCAGGCGCGGCUUUUCAAGCCUGGCAACGAAUGGGAAACAUUCGUGGCUGGGGCGGACCGAUUCCACACUCAUAUAGGCGUAUGCAAAAAGUACUGCAACAACGAAUUUUAAAAGCGGAACGAGACCUUGGUAUGCGUGUAGCAUUGCCGGCCUUUGCCGGGCAUGUACCGGUCGCCAUGGCACGCAUUUUUCCAAACAUUACUUUUACACCUGUCGAACGUUGGAACCAUUUUCCAGAUAAAUACUGCUGUGGUCUUUUCCUCGAUCCCAGCGAACCAUUAUUCCGUCAAAUUGCAGUAAAAUUCCUAAACAAAACCAUUGAAACUUACGGCAGUGAUAAUAUAUACUUUUGUGAUCCCUUCAAUGAAAUACAGCCACGGCUCGCUACGGCCGAUUAUAUGAAUGCCACGGCAUUUCACAUCCACGAGUCCAUGCGUUUAGUUGACGACUCGGCGGUUUGGCUAUUACAAGGAUGGAUGUUUGUGAAAAAUAUGUUUUGGACAGAUGACUUGAUCAAAGCUUUUCUUUUGGCGGUACCGCUUGGCGAAAUGCUAGUGUUAGACCUGCAAAGUGAACAGUUCCCACAGUAUGAGCGUACACAUUCGUUCCAUGGUCAACCAUUCAUUUGGUGUAUGUUGCAUAACUUCGGUGGCACACUGGGAAUGCACGGAUCUGUUGAUAUUAUUAAUACCAAUAUUCGAUUAGCAAGAAAUAUGAUAAACUCGUCGAUGGUGGGUGUCGGUAUUACAGCGGAAGGUAUCAAUCAAAAUUAUGUCAUGUACGAGCUGGCUUUGGAACGCGGUUGGUUGCUGGAUGACUUUGAUUUGAAUGAUUGGUUCGAAACGUAUGCUGACGUACGUUAUAGCAUUCGAGACGUUCGACUGCAUAGCGCUUGGCAAUUACUUCGUCAAUCUGUAUAUUCCUACAAAGGACUAUUAAAACUUCGUGGAAAAUAUUGUAUUGCAAGAAGACCAUCGAUAAAUCUCAGUCCUUGGGUUUGGUAUAAUACUACAAAUGUAUCGAACGCUUGGGUCCAAAUGAUUGCGGUGCUUGGAAACACUACCAUUCCUCAAUACAAUCGACCAUUUGCUACCCAUGACCUCGUCGAUUUAACUCGCCAAUUCUUACAAAUAACUUUCGAUCAACUCUAUGUGAAUUUAAUGACUGCCUACAGAAGUAAGAAUAUGGAGAAGUACGUUUAUAUAGUGGAUAAAAUGCUGGAAGCCCUAAAUGACCUCGAAACAAUAUUAGCCACCAACAUGGAGUUCUCACUAAGUCGCUGGUUAGAAGCAGCGAAGAUUUUAGGACGUACCCCGGUGGAGAAACAGCUCUAUGAAAUGAAUGCACGCAAUCAGAUAACUGCAUGGGGGCCUAACGGACAAAUUGUGGAUUAUGCAACGAAGCAGUGGUCUGGCAUUGUUAUUGAUUACUAUCGUCCACGCUGGGUACUAUUUCUAAAAAUGUUACAAAAAAGUCUGGAGCAUAAUGAGAAAUUUAAUGAGGAAGCAUUUAAACGUACCGUUAGUGAGGAGAUCGAAAAUCCAUUCAGUAUCAGUACUAAAGUAUACCCUACGGAACCGGUUGGCGAUACUUUAACUGUUGCCAAACAAAUUUUCCACAAAUGGACGACAUACACUGACGACUCUCGUUUCAAAAAGUAUUGCAACAAACCCAUACGAAUUGUAUAUGUUAAUAUUUGACUUAAAUCGACAAAUUUAUACCAAGAAUCUGUACAUUGAAUGUUUGUUUUUGUAAUUCAUGUUGUAAAAUGUUCCUAUUUUUUAUAAUAAUAAUGACACUGAAGUGAAUUUUCUAUACAGUCGAAACUCUAUAUAACGAACUCCUA
Zeugodacus cucurbitae (melon fly) is the source of this 2528-nucleotide messenger RNA. It is a transcript of the gene Naglu, whose product is annotated as alpha-N-acetylglucosaminidase. The record is from RefSeq and is a predicted model, not a curated record. NCBI's taxonomy places the organism in Eukaryota, Metazoa, Arthropoda, Insecta, Diptera, Tephritidae. Bases 88 to 2382 code for a protein of 764 amino acids. The transcript is spliced from 4 exons.